ACACUAUUAAAGGUUGAGGAAACAGAAAGUCCAUGAAUCUCUUACAGGAACCAUCAACCUAUACGACAAGCUAGUUUAAAGUCUGCAGUCAAUGUCAACAUGCAGUGACUAUAAAAUGAGUGCGUAAUAACAGUUUCACUUUAUUCUCGGGGUACGCGAAAUUGAUUCAGAAAUGGAAGUAGAAAUAACAGGUCCUAUAAGACCAAUGUUUGAAAUGGAAAAAAGGAAUAAUGAGAAUGGUGACGCCACUGACACUCCAAGUGAGAAGAGAAAGUGGGUUCACCAUCUUCAGAAAUUCGGAGACAACUCUUCCUUCAGUGCUGCAGUGUACGAGUUCAAGAGCAAGUCGAUUUGCAAGCGCCUUCUUUGGGGAUCAAUUAUACUUUUAGCAAUUGCAGGAUUUUUCUUCAUCACUGCGCAGAGUAUCAUCUUGUUGAUUGAGGAACCAAUCUCGACCUCUAUUACUGAAAUGAGGCAGACGAAGUUGGAGUUUCCUGCUGUGACUGUCUGCAGUUUAAGUUUUAUUAACACGACUGUUUUAACAGAGUUUACUGAUAACAAUCAAGUACCACAAUACAAUUUACAAAAACAACUAUCAACUCUAUUUGAAACUGCAUCACUCCCCAACACGCCUCCUUUAGCGCAGUGUGUGUCUGUUGCAAACGAAAUUGCUAAUAGAACUGGUCGCAACAUCAGCUUUGGAAAUCUCGUUUCAGAUACUGCAAGAAAUGAUCCUGGCAAGUUAAUCGUUGCGUGUUCAUUUCAAGGUGAAAAUUGCAUCAAUGACUUGGAGACAAUUGAUACAAUAAGUGGUGUCUGCUUUACAUUUAAUGGGCCGAAUACGAAAACACCUCGAACAGUUCAAGGGACCGGUGUGCGACAGGGCCUGAGAAUUCAAGUCUUAAACGGAGAUCAGUCAUUUAGCUUGAACAAUAACCAUGGCUAUAACGUCAUCGUGCACAAUCGUGAUGAACCACCAAGGCCCGAGAGUGAUGGGAUUAUAGUUGGCUUGUCGUCCAGCCUGUAUGUAGGAAUGCAACAAAUCAUUUCAACCGACAAAACACGAUUUUAUUCUGGUCAAGACUGUGUUAAAAAUUCUGACAUCACGUCUCAGAAUUUAGCAUUCUCCAACUACUCAUCUUUCUCACAUUCUCUUUGCUUGAAUGACUGUUUUUACACACACAUUGCGAGUGAAUGCCAAUGUGUGGAGAGGACAUUUUACACACCGGUUAGAAGCCCUUACAUCAAUAUGAGAAAUUGUGUUGCGGCGGACAUAUGCUGUGAAGUGAACAGUUUCGAGACUUUUAAAGAGAACUGUAGCUGCCCACUGAAAUGUGAACGUAUUGAUCGCACCAUUACUGCAAGUAGCGCAACUAAUGACCACAAUGACAGAGUAGGAAUCAACGUUUUCUAUCGGACACUUGUGACAGAUGUUCUUGAAACAACAGAUUCGUACACUCCUUGGAGCCUGAUCUCUGACAUUGGAGGCAAUACAGGACUGUUCCUGGGCUUCACUCUGCUGACUGUGGGGGAGGUGGUGCUGUUGGUGCUCGCCUUGCUCAAUGAAUGUUGUUGCUACUCUUGCAACCGAGAACGAUUCAGGAAAUAGGUUAAUCAUGGUCAUCAGUAUAAAAUUAUAGUUAUUAAAUGAAAAUUACAUAAUCUAAACGGAUUAUUGUUACUGUUACAUGAUGUAAUUACAUUAACAUUUCCAAACUAGACCUAUUUUGCAAUUAUUAACAAGCUAAACUCUAUUAUUAUAUAGAUCUACUAUAGACAAGUAAUGGCCCUGGGUCUUACACUACGCAUGUC
This is a messenger RNA of Halichondria panicea, 1812 nucleotides long. Its product is annotated as acid-sensing ion channel 4-A-like. The transcript has a single exon. NCBI's taxonomy places the organism in Eukaryota, Metazoa, Porifera, Demospongiae, Suberitida, Halichondriidae. Gene Ontology annotation, cellular component: plasma membrane. Gene Ontology annotation, molecular function: ligand-gated sodium channel activity. Bases 173 to 1609 code for a protein of 478 amino acids. Gene Ontology annotation, biological process: sodium ion transmembrane transport. The record is from RefSeq and is a predicted model, not a curated record.